Messenger RNA from Dermacentor albipictus, 707 nucleotides. NCBI's taxonomy places the organism in Eukaryota, Metazoa, Arthropoda, Arachnida, Ixodida, Ixodidae. The record is from RefSeq and is a predicted model, not a curated record.
UUACGCAGGCUUCUAGAAGGCAUUCCAGCGUCAGCAGCGCGUGCCCUCUAUAAGCUGGGUGUUCCUGCUAACCACGCUUCUGCUGUGCGUGAUGUCUAUGGCGGACCUUAUGCAGCAAAGCAGCCGCCUGGUGGCUGUGAUGGGCGUGCAGGCCAUCCGCGCUUUCCUGCCGGCCUUCGUAGUGCUCACCACAGAGGGCAUCAACAACUACAUCUUCCGCCGGUGCCACGUCGAGAUCACGGUCUUCUCUAUCGGAACAUUCAGCAUCCUCAACGUGUCCGAGGUGGAGUGGUACACGACGAAGGACGCCAUGGCCUGCCUGCAGGAAGUGAUGGACGUGGCGGCACGCAUGAGUUCCAAGUCUGCACUUUCUGGUCGCCGACAAGACCUGGGUCAUGCGCAUCACGCACGUCCGGCACCCGCUCGAGAUCAUGCCUCGAUAUAAGGACAUAUCUCACCGUCGAGUGAACGACGAGGAGUGAUAGCGACAGCAGGCAAGCGCUACCGUUUGCCCACGGAGAUGGACUGGCUCCAGUUCGCCUAGGGGGCGGACAAGUAUGAAGAAUACAUGAAACAAAUAUUCGAAGACAACCAAGAGUACAUCCAGAAGGACUUCUGACUUGGUCAUUGCUCGGUCUUGUACCUGCGCGUUUUUGUACAGAUUGUGUGUAAAUAAUGAUUCAAGAAAACUUUUGCGCGGUAAUUUG